Messenger RNA from Megalobrama amblycephala (Wuchang bream), 2998 nucleotides. RefSeq names its product tubulin tyrosine ligase (gene ttl). The record is from RefSeq and is a predicted model, not a curated record. Gene Ontology annotation, biological process: protein modification process. Bases 519 to 1733 code for a protein of 404 amino acids. The transcript is spliced from 7 exons. NCBI's taxonomy places the organism in Eukaryota, Metazoa, Chordata, Actinopteri, Cypriniformes, Xenocyprididae.
GCGCGUUCACUCCCAGCGGCACGUCACAUCAUGAGUGUGUUGGGAUAAAGAGGCUUCAACUGGGGAUUUAAGCUGAUGUCUACUGUCUAGACGAAGUACACAAGAAGCGAGGAAUUAAAUGCAUAGUUAUAUAUAGUCGACCUCUAUUCUUCGACUCUGUACUGAGCAGGAAUUUUACUGGACUGGGUUUUUUUAAUAAUUCCUGUUCAUAGACAAUCAUCGGAACAGAUGAAGCUAGCGUAGACUGUUAGCUGCGAGAAUUCAGAUGACAAAUCCUGUAAGAGUCACACCCUAAUGUUCACUGUCCUCGCACCGGCCACGCGACUGCGGGUACAGAUGCCCGACCCUGCGUUUCGUUUCGGAGUAGAUUAUUACUUAUAAAGAUAUUGUUCUUAUUUGUGCAAAACAACUAAGAAGUGAGGUCAUGUAUGUCCGGUUUCAGUCUACUUUGCUGGGAUACAGAUAACGUUAGUCGGCUAGCUUAGUGUGUGAUCGUCAGCAGAAGAAGACUGAGGAAUAUGAGUUCACCAAUGUACACUUUUGUUUUGAGAGAUGACAACAGUACUGUGUAUGCUGAAGUCGCCAAGAUCCUCACCUCUACUGGAAAAUGGAAACGACUGAAGAAGGACAAUCCUCGGUUUAAUUUAAUGCUGGGAGAGAGAAAUCGGCUGCCUUUUGGACGACUGGGUCAUGAACCAGGACUGAUGCAGCUGGUGAAUUAUUACAGAGGAGCCGAUAAACUGUGUCGCAAAGCAUCAUUGGUCAAGAUUAUCAAAACCAGUCCAGAGUUAAAGGACUCCUGUAACUGGUUCCCUGAGUCUUACAUCAUAUACCCAACCAACCUCAACACCCCAGUGGCCCCGGCCACCAAUGGCAUCAGCCACAUGAAGAGCAACCCAAAGACAGAUGAGCGAGAGGUCUUCUUAGCUUCAUAUAACUUCAGAAAGGAAAGCGGAGAGGGAACGGUGUGGAUCGCCAAAUCAUCAGCAGGUGCAAAAGGAGCAGGUAUAUUGAUAUCUCAUGAUGCAAACCAGUUGCUAGAGUUCAUCGAUAAUCAAGGCCAAGUGCAUGUCAUUCAGAAGUAUCUGGAAAAACCACUGCUGUUGGAGCCGGGACAUCGCAAAUUUGAUAUAAGGAGUUGGGUGCUUGUAGACCAUCAGUACAAUAUCUACUUGUACCGCGAGGGUGUGUUGAGGACGUCUUCCGAGCCCUAUAACAGCUCAGAUCUCCAGGAUAUGACCAGCCACCUGACGAAUCACUGCAUCCAGAAAGAGCAUUCGCAGAACUACGGCCGCUAUGAGGAGGGCAACGAGAUGUUCUUUGAUGAGUUCAGACAGUACCUGUUAACCACACACAAUGUUGCCAUGGAAACAUCUAUUUUACCUCAGAUCAAGCAUAUUAUCAGGAGCUGUCUCACAUGCAUCGAGCCAGCCAUCAGCACAAAGCACCUGUCCUACCAGAGCUUCCAGCUCUUUGGCUUUGACUUCAUGCUGGACGAGAGCUUUAAAGUCUGGCUAAUUGAGAUCAACGGGGCUCCUGCCUGUGCACAGAAACUCUACCCUGAGCUAUGUCAAGGCAUCGUGGACGUGGCCAUCUCCACAGUGUUCUCUCUGAGCGCAGAUGCUUUCUCAUCCUCGCCUCCGUUCUCCACUUCUCCAUCUCUUUCCACCAACUCCUGCUCCUCACCCAAGAUCAGAGCGCCCCAUCAGUUCGGCCCAUUCAUCAAACUAUAAAUUGCUGUUGCGAGAUGCUGCUUUUGCCAUACAAACCCCGUCCCCAUAGUCCUGCCUGAAAACAACAUCAUCCAAUCUGAGAGGCUUAACCUGAUCUUGGGGCUGAACAUAGAAGGGUUUCAUCUCUGUCUGAAGAGGACAGAAGGUACAUGGGGUCACUUCUGUAUCAGGCAUCCUCCUCUUCACAUUUCCAUCCAUCAUUUCUAAAGCAAACACAGAAGAGUCCACAGAGAGCACGAGUUUCCAAAGUAAAGACCGGAAUGUGAGGAUAAACGUGCACAUACCAGUGUAGCAUUACCCAGAAAAGAGCGAUUUGUUUCUAAAGCCAAGCAUGCACACUGAUAAUCGAGACUAUGUUUGUCCAGGAGUUUAACACUUACGUGAUUUGAAGACUUGAAUUUGCGAGCGCACAUUUGAAGGAGGAGCGGAAACCAAAGAGCAGGGUUUAGCUCCUCUAUGCCCCAGAUCUGUUGCGUCAAAAAGACUCCUCAGGACUUUCCCAGGCACCUUGAUGUAACGGAGGAUGGAUUUGAGACUUUAGUGCCUUACAUAUUCACAUUCUGUCAACACUAACUUCCACAAGCUUGUCUGGCCUUUUGUACGUCUGUAUGUGUCCCAUCAACUGUAUUAUCUAAUAGAUUCUUGUGUGCGUUUUGUGCUAUUAUCUUCAGUGUACUAAAUGGUUUUUAAACCACAAAAGAGUCUUUCUCAGAUUCAGAUAUUUAUGAUUUGCAGUGUAGUGUACAUUGUUGUGAUGUCUACAAGACAGUAUUUGGUAGAAGUAGCAGAAGAUAAUCUGUUUGCAUUGUUACUGUUCUGUCCAGUGAGACCAGAUUUAGUCUUCCCACUGAUUCUGUUAUUGUUUGUACAGACGCAUUUUAGGUUCAUAAUUACUUCGUGACAGGCAAUCAAGAACAUCUGGGAAUUGGGGAAUCACUGCCUUCUGCUUGUGUUGUCAUGAACAUUCACGACUCAUCACUUACUAUUCAUAGACAACUGAUAAUAGUUAUUUGCAGUAGUUAUUUUGUUCAUUCCAAACUGUGUCAAGAGUUUCUGAAUGACUAAAUCUUUGGUGGACUGAGAUGUUGCAUGUCAAAGCAUGUUAAAAACAAGGCUCUUUUUACAUACCUAGAGAAAAUUAAGUUUUUACACAAAGGAAUUGUUCACCCAAAAAUGAACAUUUCCUGAUUAUUGCUCACCCCAAGGCUGUCCAAGAUGUAUAUCUUUCCUCAGCCGAAAAUAAAUGAAGGCUUUGAGGAAAAACA